AUGAGCAGAAUUGACGUUGAAAAGAUGGCCGUUGACAAAAUUGAGACGUUGAUCUCGCAAAUGACCUUGGCUGAAAAGGUCAGCCUUCUAUCUGGAGCUGGCGCGUGCAAGACUAGCUCGUUAGAUCGGUUAGGCAUACCUACCAUUCAUACCUCGGAUGGUCCACAUGGACUGCGCGGUGGUGGCGGCGCUUUUUUCAAUCCUCCACUCGGCUAUCAACUACCCGCCGCGGUUGCAAUGGGUGCCACCUUUGAUGUGGAUUUGCUGCAUUGUAUAGGGAACCUUCUUGGGGAUGAAGGGCGGCGAAAGGGCGUCCAUGUCGCCUUAGCUCCCACCGUGUGCCUUCAGCGCUCUCCACUGUUAGGACGCGGCUUCGAAGCUUUUGGUGAGGACCCCGAGCUCAGUGGCUCACUCGCCGCCCCUUACGUGAAUGGGCUCCAAGAGCGGAAAGUGGCCUCAUGCAUCAAGCACUAUGCUGCACAUGAUCAGAGUUUUCGAGCCGCUGAAGAUGAUCUGAUUAUGACGGAGCGGACCCUACGUGAGGUGCAUCUAUACCCGUUUCAAGUUGCCAUGGCCAAGUCCAAGCCUUGGGCCCUCAUGUCCGCUUACCAAAGUAUUAAUGGUACGCACGUUAGCGAGGACCCCUUCAUGCUUGACCAGGUCCUACGAAAGGAAUGGGGAUUCGAAGGAUUGGUGAUGAGUGACUGGUGGGGGACAUAUAGCACCUCGGAGGCCACCAACGCGGGAUUGGACCUAGAGAUGCCUGGUCCAUCGAUCUGGAGGGGAAAGCAACUGACCCAGGCGGUCGCGGUCCGCAAGGUCCAUGAAGAUACUAUCAAUGCCUCGGUGCGUAGGCUAUUGCAUCUUAUCAACAAGACACGCGACCCAGGACCACCCAGCCCCGAAGGCAAUGGUGAUACAAAUGAAAGUCGUGCGCUUAUCCGGAAGGUUGCUGCAGACGCAAUUGUCUUGCUCAAAAACGAAAAAAAUGUGUUACCCCUAGACAAGACCAAGAAGUUGAAGUAUGGUCUGAUUGGGGAGUACUUUGAGAAUCCUGCCACGGGAGGUGGCGGUAGCUCCGAGACUGUUCCAUUCUAUGUCAACACCCCUCUUGAUGCUUUCAUUGAAGCUGUUGGCAAUGAGAAUGUCACAUAUGAGCCUGGUGUCUAUACUCGAAAAUGGAUACCUUUAAUCCGGUCGGGCUUGACCAUACCCAACUCGAAUGAGCCGGGCCUAAUGCUUGAGUGGUUCUCCGAGGAUCCUUCCGAAGUCAAAGAUACAGAACUUCUCCAAUCGACCACAACAACCAGUACCUCGAUGUAUUUCAGUCAGAUCGCCUGGGACAAAGUGCCGGCACGUCACUUCAUUCGAUGCACAACAACCUUUACUGCUCCCAAAUCGUGUAAAUAUCGAUUUGCACUUAGUGUCUGUGGCAAGGCACGACUAUUUAUCAACGGAAUAGAGCGAAUUGACCUCUGGAGUACUCAACCACUCAAAACAGGCGAUACUCCUUGCUUCAACAAGCUAUGCAUGGAAAUGGUUUACGACCUCGACAUAGAGCAAGGUCGGGAAUAUGCACUUGAGGUCAUCAUGACCAACGAGCUCUUGGAACCGGUAGUCGGACCUCCCGCACAAGGCGGUUUCCGAAUCGGUGGCCAAGAACUUCGUGAUCAAGACGUGGCCAUCGACGCCGCAGUGGACCUAGCAAAGAUUGUGGAUGUACCGAUAGUAAUUGUGGGCUUGAACGCCGACUACGAGUCCGAGGCCGCCGAUCGCAAGGAUCUUCUGCUACCAGGUCGGCAGAACGAGUUGGUCCAACGAGUUACCGAGGUCAACCCAAACACCAUCGUUAUUACCCAAAGUGGGUUGCCGAUACAGAUGCCAUGGAUCAAGUCUGCCAGUACUCUUUUGCAUGCUUGGUAUCUUGGUCAAGAAACAGGUCAUGGUGUUAUUGACGUUCUCUUUGGUGAUGUCAACCCAUCGGGGCGGCUGUCUAUGACGUUCCCAAAACAGCUCGAGGACACUCCAGCUUUCCUUAGCUGGGGCAAGUCAGACCGCCACAUUAUCUAUGGUGAGGGUGUUUUUAUCGGAUAUCGCUAUUAUGAAAAGGUGAAGCGUGACCCGCUCUUCUAUUUCGGAUUCGGCCAGUCCUUCACAAGCUUUGCAUACUCAAACCUGGUCAUCAGUGACACGUUCGUGCCAGAGGAACAUUAUGUCUUGGAAGUCUCCGUGGAUAUCGAAAAUACAGGUAAUUAUGACGGAUCAGAAGUCAUCCAGGUAUAUGUCGCCGACUUGGAGUCUUCAGUCCUGAGACCCAUCAAGGAGCUCAAAGCCUUUAAGAAAAUUCUCAUCAAAAAGGGUGAGAAGCAAACGUGCCGCAUCUCGCUGGACAAGUAUUCUCUCUCUUUCUGGAGCGAGGAGUACUCUCAGUGGCUUGCUGAGGCCGGAGACUUUGCAGUAAUUAUCUCUAGAAGCGCCGAUCCGAAGGACGAGAUUACGCGGGCCAUUUUCAAUCUCCCAUCGACCUUUAGAUGGUCAGGCUUAUAA
Molecule: messenger RNA, 2547 nt
Organism: Penicillium crustosum
Lineage: Eukaryota; Fungi; Ascomycota; Eurotiomycetes; Eurotiales; Aspergillaceae
Product: beta-glucosidase
Exons: 5
Coding region: 1-2547 (848 amino acids)
Biological process (GO): glucan catabolic process
Molecular function (GO): beta-glucosidase activity
Source: RefSeq, a predicted model, not a curated record